This is a messenger RNA of Cyprinus carpio (common carp), 8846 nucleotides long. Its product is annotated as receptor-type tyrosine-protein phosphatase S-like. Bases 407 to 6205 code for a protein of 1932 amino acids. Lineage: Eukaryota; Metazoa; Chordata; Actinopteri; Cypriniformes; Cyprinidae. Gene Ontology annotation, biological process: peptidyl-tyrosine dephosphorylation; synaptic membrane adhesion. The record is from RefSeq and is a predicted model, not a curated record. The transcript is spliced from 35 exons. Gene Ontology annotation, molecular function: protein binding; protein tyrosine phosphatase activity.
UUCCUGAACCGGAGAUUCAUUCCGGGGCACCUGACGUCACGCCGCCGCUCUCUCCUGCCUCGAGCCCGUCCCUUCAUAUUCCGCUGCGCGUGAGUGUGUGCGCGAGCGCUUCUGCAUGCACACACAGCAUCAGCAUCAUCAUAGAGACAGACCUGCGAGCUCUUUACGCGCGCUGGAAACACGCAGUGAUUCUGCUGCUCUUGUGCUUUUAAUAGUGCAGCCCAGCUCCGGUGAUCAUCCGUAAGGAGAGGGCGGGCUUCUGGAUUAUAUCUCUGGUGCUUAUAGAUGAAUUCACAGGCGGUACCGAGCCGGUGAGACCCGAUUUAAAACCUGGACCCGACAGUGAUGUUGAUCAGGUUAUGAGUGCACUUACAGCUUGGUGAUCCACAGAUAAGCCAAUGAGAGGAUGGCCAGAGGUCACAUGAUCUACAGAAGCGCCUACCAGCUGAUUCUACUGAGCGUGCUCCAGCUGGCACAUGCGCAAUCUCCUCCUCAGUUCACUCGGACGCCUGUUGAUCAGAUAGGUGUUCAGGGGGGCGUGGCCUCCUUCGUAUGUCAAGCCACAGGAGAUCCGCAGCCUAGAAUCACAUGGAGCAGAAAAGGCAAAAAAGUCACCAACCAGAGAUUUGAGGUGAUAGAGUUUGAGGAUGGGUCAGGGUCUGUGUUGCGAGUGCAGCCUCUGCGGACCCCCCGUGAUGAGGCUGUAUAUGAAUGUGUGGCAUCUAAUGAAGCAGGAGAGAUCAGUGCCUCCACACGGCUCAGCGUGCUCCGCGAGGACCAGCUUCCCGCUGGUUUCCCGUCUAUAGAUAUGGGCCCUCAGCUGAAGGUGGUGGAGCGUUCUCGCACUGCUACCAUGCUGUGUGCAGCCAGCGGAACACCUGACCCUGAGAUCACCUGGUUUAAAGAUUUCCUCCCCAUAGAUACAUACACUCACGGCCGGAUCAAACAGCUACGCUCAGGUGCACUUCAGAUUGAUCAGAGUGAAGAAACUGAUCAGGGUAAAUACGAGUGUGUCGCGACCAACAGUGAAGGAACGCGCUACUCAGCACCAGCUAACCUUUACGUCAGAGAGUUAAGAGAUGUGCGUCGCAUCCCUCCUCGCUUCUCAGUGCCACCGAUGGAUUAUGAGAUCAUGCCGGGAGGAAGUGUGAAUAUCUCCUGUCAGGCAGUGGGCGUUCCCAUGCCAUAUGUCAAAUGGAUGCUGGGAUCAGAGGAUUUGACUCCAGAAGAUGACAUGCCUAUUGGGCGGAAUGUUUUAGAGCUCACAGAUGUAAGCCAGUCUGUCAACUACACGUGUGUGGCCAUGUCGACUCUCGGAGUUAUUGAAACCAUUGCCCAGAUCACAGUUAAAGCCCUUCCCAAUCCUCCAGGAGCUCCAGUUGUCAUGGAGCGAUCUGCCACCAGCAUUACUCUAAUGUGGGACAGUGGAAAUCCACUUCCUGUAUCAUAUUACAUCAUCCAGUAUCGUCCCGCCUCCUCCACCGACCCCUUUAAAGAAAUUGAUGCCAUAGCAACAACUCGUUACAGCGUGGGUGGACUCAGCCCCUACUCACACUACCAUUUCCGGGUUAUGGCGGUGAAUUCGAUCGGCCGCGGCCCGUCGAGUCAGACUGUGGAAGCUCGCACGGCCGAACAGGCACCUAGUUCUCCUCCUCGUCGCGUCAGAGGCCGGAUGCUGAGUGGUUCCACGGCGAUGGUGCAGUGGGAGGAGCCAGAGGAAGCCAACGGUCAGGUGGUUGGUUACAGGGUGUAUUACACGUCAGAUUCGUCGCUGCUUGUGAACCAGUGGGAGAAGGAAAUGGUUCGAGGGGCCAAUUUUUUGAACAUACGAGACCUGACACCGAACAAAACCUAUUAUAUUAGAGUUCUCGCCUUCACCGCAGUGGGAGAUGGACCUCUUUCCAACGAUCUGCACAUCAUUGCCAAGACAGGAGUCCCAUCCCAGCCCACAGAGCUGAAGGCAGAGGUGAAAUCAGAGACCAGCAUUCUUCUGUCGUGGAUCCCUCCUGCUCACAGCGGCACAGAUGCCAUCACUAGCUAUGAGCUCAUUUACAGGCUUGGAGACCAGCCAGAGCAGAAAAUAUCAUUUGAUCCCAGCUCCAGUUAUCUGCUGAAGAAUCUGAAGCCGUUUUCCACUUACAUAUUUCAACUAGCAGCGCGCAGUAAACACGGCCUUGGAGCGUUCACCAGUGAAAUCACAGUUCAGACUCCACAAACACAGUCCAUACCCCCUCCCCAGGAAGUCACAUGCAUAAGCCCCUCCUCCACAAGUCUAUUGCUCAGCUGGGCUCCACCCCUCACAGAUGAAAAAGGAAGUAUAACAGGAUACUCCAUCCUAUAUGUGGCAGUGGAGAAAGACCUCGUACAAAGGAUCUCGGACAUCCCGUCUAACUGUUUCCGGUACCGGAUAGAGGGGCUGAAGAAAGGGACCCUGUACUCCGUGACAGUUGCUGCCUACACUGACACAGGUCAAGGGCCUGAGAGCCUACCGAUAUUGAUCCGCACAGAGGAAGACGUGCCCAGCGCACCGCCACGGGGUGUGGAUGUGGUGGUCUUAAACACCACCUCUGCCAGAGUGUCAUGGAAACCUCCAGUUGCUGAGCGACAGCAUGGAAGGAUCCGUGGUUACCAGGUGACAUACGCCAGACGAACAGCAGGGGAGAGAACAGUCUCUCCUAGACUUAGGGAACUCCUACUGAGAGACCCGCAGCCACAGAACGACUCGAAACAAUAUGACCUGAUUUUGACCGAUUUGUGGCCGAACACUGAAUACUCUGUGACUGUGGCUGCGUUCACCUCAAAAGGCGAUGGAGCACGCAGCAAACCUACUGUCAUCAGAACUAAGCCAUCAUUGCCAGGUAUGCCCCUGCUUACAGUCACACCAUCGGAGGAUGGUUCUGCUCUGUUAAAAUGGCAGCCUCCCCCUGCUGGUGUGUCCCCUGUGCUGGGCUACAGGCUCUCGUACGGCCAGGCUGACCCGACCUCAGACUCCUUCAUGGUGCAGGAGCUAGACUCUGAGAGACGCAGCUACACCGUCUCGUCUUUGAGCGCAGGGGUGCUGUACGUGUUCCAACUUGCAGCCCGUACUAUAUGGGGUUAUGGUUCAAGCGCUCAGAUCACACUUUUAACACCAAACAUUGUGCAAACAACUACAGAUGACAUGGUAACAGCCCCCGGGACAACAGAUGCUCAGAAUGUGAGCGUACAGGAAGCCAUUCCACUUUUGGCCAACUUAACAGCUGAAAGCAUCAACUCCUCAUCUGUGAUCCUGAGAUGGGAGCCACCAAAAAGCUCUGACCGGAUCCAAGGUUACCGUGUGUGGUUCGCUGUCACCUAUAGUAACGGCACAGACAUUGCCAUGGAAUCGGACGUUUCGGAGGCCACAGUGAUUCUAAAUGGCCUAAGGCCAAAUACUGAGUAUGUGGCGAGAGUAUGCAUGCUUAGUAAACAUGGCCCUGGGCCCUAUAGUGUCCCCAUAUCCAUCAAAACACAACCAGCACAGGAAGUGUUUGCCGUGAACUUCAGAGUGAAAGCUGCUAUGAAGAGUUCAGUGCUGCUGAGCUGGGAGUCACGAACCUCCAGUAAUAAAGCACAGUCUCUUGUUAUCUCAUAUGGUGAUGGUGAGAGCGUGGAGGUGGAUGGGCGGCUCGGACAGAAGUUGGUGACUAAGCUGAAGCCACAGUCUCUCUACACCUUCCUGUUGACCAGUAAAGCUGAUGGCACUGGAGGCCUGCAGCACCGCGCAGAUGCCAUGACGGCUCCAAACCUGCUGACCAGGAAACCCCAGCUGCUGGACAAGACCAGCUCUCAGAGCAUCGCUACCCUGCAGCUGCCCACUGUCCAGGGACAGGCUAAUGUCAGGGGUUUCUACAUUGUGGUUGUCCCUCUGAAGAGGCAGAGAGGAGGAAACUUCCAGAAUUUAUGGAGUGAUCCAGAUGAGAUGAACAUUGAUGAGCUGCUGAGGGAGAUUAACGGCACCGGUCACUCUGUGCGUCUACGGAGGCAGGCGGAGGCAAAACCCUACAUCAGCGCUCAUUUCCAGAAUCUUCCAGCUGAAUUCAAACUAGGAGACGGACGUGUGUAUGGAGCAUUCAUGAACCGACCUCUUGUAAAUGGACAGGAGUGUGUGUGCUUCGUGCUGGCUAUUCUUGAACUGGGCCAGAACACCUUGUACUCCACGAGUCCAUUCUCUGAUGUCGUGCUGUUCUCCGAUGUUGAGCCGCAGCCAAUCGUAGACGAGGAGGAGGGGCUUCUGUGGGUGGUGGGGCCAGUGCUGGCCGUCAUCUUCAUUAUCAGCAUUGUCAUCCUCAUCCUCCUCUUUAAAAGCAAACCAGACAGGAAGCGGGCAGAGCUGGAGGGCAGGAAGUGCAGCUUUCCCAGCAGCAGUAAAGCCAUGAGUUCCCAGCAUCCAUCUGACCCAGUGGAGCUGCGUAGAAUCAACUUCCCAACGGCUGGCAUGACCAGCCACCCUCCAGUGUCCAUCUCAGAACUGCCAGCUCAUGUAGAGAGGAUGAAAGCCAAUGACAGCCUGAGGUUCUCUCAAGAGUAUGAGUCUAUUGAUCCCGGGCAGCAGUUCUCAUGGGAACAUUCUAACCUUGAGAUUAACAAGCCAAAGAACAGAUACGCCAACGUCAUCGCCUAUGACCACACCAGAGUAGCACUCUCCAACAAUGAUGGUGUUCCAGGCGGUGACUACAUCAACGCCAACUUCAUAGAUGGGUACCGCCGACAGGGUGCAUACAUCGCCACCCAGGGCCCCAUGCCAGACACGUUUAGUGACUUCUGGAGGUUGGUGUGGGAACAACACACAGCAAAUAUCAUCAUGAUCACCAAACUUGAGGAGAAAUCCAGGAAUAAAUGUGACCAGUACUGGCCCAGCAGAGGUACAGAGACAUACGGAUUGAUGCAAGUCACUUUACUGGACACGGUGGAGCUUGCAACCUACUGCGUCAGGACUUUUGCUCUUAUUAAGAGUGGGAGUGGCGAGAAAAGGGAGCUUCGUCAGUUCCAGUUUACAGCAUGGCCAGAUCAGGGGGUACCUGAACACCCCACUCUCUUCCUGGCCUUCCUCAGACGGGUCAAAGCCUGCAACCCCCCAGACGCCGGACCCAUUGUGGUCCACUGCAGCGCUGGUGUGGGCCGAACGGGCUGCUUCAUUGUGAUUGAUGCCAUGUUGGAGCGUGUGAAGCAGGAGAAGACGAUAGAUGUUUAUGGUCACGUGACUCUGAUGCGAUCUCAGCGAAACUACAUGGUGCAGACAGAGGAGCAGUACGUCUUUAUUUAUGAGGCACUGCUGGAGGCCGUUUCCUGCGGCAACACAGAGGUUCCGGCACGGAACCUUUACGCCUACAUCCAGAGACUGUCACAGACGGAACCGCCGGAGCACAUCAGCGGAAUGGAGCAGGAGUUUAAACGGUUAGCUAAUGCCAAAGCUCAUAACUCCCGCUUCAUCAAUGCCAGCCUUCCGUGCAAUAAGUUCAAAAACCGAUUGGUCAAUAUCAUGCCAUAUGAGACCACACGCGUGUGUCUGCAACCAAUCAGAGGAGUGGAGGGCUCAGACUAUGUCAAUGGCAGUUUUAUAGAUGGCUACAGGCAACAGAGGGCGUAUAUUGCGACUCAGGGGCCGCUGGCUGAGACAGUUGAAGAUUACUGGCGGAUGCUUUGGGAACACAAUUCUACUAUAGUAGUUAUGCUUACUAAACUCAGAGAAAUGGGAAGGGAGAAAUGUCAUCAGUACUGGCCAUCGGACAGGUCAGCACGCUAUCAGUACUUUGUGGUGGAUCCCAUGGCAGAGUACAACAUGCCUCAGUAUAUACUGCGAGAGUUUAAAGUCACAGAUGCAAGGGACGGUCAGUCUAGAACAGUCCGGCAGUUUCAGUUCACCGAUUGGCCAGAGCAGGGCGUGCCAAAAUCUGGUGAAGGCUUCAUUGAUUUCAUCGGUCAAGUGCACAAAACAAAAGAGCAGUUUGGUCAGGAUGGACCCAUUACAGUACACUGCAGCGCUGGCGUUGGGAGGACAGGUGUAUUUAUCACUCUGAGUAUAGUGUUGGAGAGGAUGCGUUAUGAAGGAGUGGUCGACAUCUUCCAGACUGUCAAAAUGUUGCGUACUCAAAGACCAGCCAUGGUGCAGACGGAGGAGCAGUACCAGUUCUGCUAUCGAGCAGCGCUGGAAUACCUGGGCAGUUUUGAUCACUAUGCAACAUAAAACCUUCCCCUGGACCAAGGGCCACAUCAUCACACACCGAGACCUGCAUCUGAUCAAUGUGACAGCCUCUUUCUGUUGCCCACAGCUCAAGAGUCUGUUUGAUUUCUCUCGACAGCACACAGUUUAAUAGCCAGACAGGGUGGGCAGCUGGGAUACAGCAUUGUCACAACAAAUUGUAGCUCCAAUCAUAUAACUGAAAGUUGUCGAGUCAUAUUUGGGGUGGAUUGAAACUCUGGCAACCAGCCAACAGAGCCAAUGAAAUCACAUGUGCUGUCUGGACCGAUUCAACAGACCAAUGAGAUGCCAAAAGCAAGGGAGGAGACCACAGUCAAACAAUUUAAUGGUACUUUUUACUUCUCAGAAUUCAUUCAACACCAGACCCCAGGUUUAUUGAGGGAUGCAGUCCAGGUUUAGAGUUUCCACUCUUUUUUGUCACCAGUUUGUGGAUAGUGGAUCCACCCACUCACUUAAGAUGAAAUUCAACCACAGCUGAAGUAUCGGUGCUUAUGCUAGUAUCCUGUUUGUUUAUCUGUAGCACACACACUUAGAUAUAUACGUGCAUAUCUAUCACAGAUGAACAAGCUGAAAGCGGAGAUUUGUUUAAAAACAAAUGUGCAAUACUGAACGUGAACCGCACCUUCAAGUUUAAAACCACUCAAGUAUUAGAGAUAUUCUCACUGUAAUUGUAUCGUCUCAUUAAUCCUAUAUAAUAUAAAGUAUAAAAUAAAAUGUUAUUAUGCAUAUUAGCACAUUAUAUAUAUAUAUUAAAAAACUAUCAAUGUAUUGAUUGAUAUUUAUACUAUGUGAGUGAGGUACUUGUCAAUGCACAUAAGUUACAAAAAGUACUGAUUGCAGUAACAUUUAAAGACUUUUUUAUUAUUUAUAACUUACCAAAACAGAUGCUUUCAAUCAGGUUUGGAAGUUCAAAUGGCACCAGACUCUCUAAACAUGAGGUGACACGUUUAAAACAAUAACAAUGGAUCAUUUGACACUGGUAGUGCCUUAUCAUAGUCACAUGUUUAAAAUGGUUUCGCUAUUAAAGUUAUAUGUUCCACAUUUAUGGAUAUGAACCUGCUUUUAUGGAAAAAAAGAAGAUAAUUAAUGCAACUGAAUUAAAUUCAGUUACAUCCAUCAGAGUGAAUUAUAUAUAUUUCACAUAUUUCACAUCAAGACCAAUUUUAAUUUAAUCAAGUACUGCCAAGAUGACUAGACCAUGAUAUUACUGAAAGCCAAUAUGUGUCCAUUUUUGAGAGGAUGCACGUUUAUUGUAUCUAUAUUGGGCCAAGAGAACUGCUUAUUCCAUUACAUAUAUAAUAGCUAUUAUAUUAUAAAUGAUUUGUAUUUGAAAUUAUAAUGGAGUGUGGAACAGGAAAUAGACUAUACCGCUGCAGGAAACGUUCAUUUCUAACUGUUACUGUCUGUAUUCUUGUUUAUCAGCAUUAUGAUAGUAUCAGUGAUGUUAGUGUGUUAACAUCAACAACAAAAAGGCCAUUUUUCAUGCUGGUGAGGACGCAUUCGAAAAGGGGAAUUCAAAACUCAGAGCUAGUCGCUUCAAAUGACAUUUUAAAAGACUUUUCACUUUUCACAGUUGGAUGUCUAGAAUUUGGUUCAGAAAACAUUGAUGCAUGAUGAAUUAGAUCUACAACUUUGGCAACAAACUGUCACAUAAAAAUGGCCCUCACGUGUCUGUAUCAACAUCAUGGACCACAACAGUCUCAAGGUUAUGGUUUUGGAUAUGACCGCACUGUUGUUCUAUGCACUAACCCUUAAUAUUUCUUCAACACAGAAUGUUAUUUGUACUGAAUGAGAUUAAUUUUACAGUGUUGCUCACAGUGUGUGCAUGUUAAGAGAAACACAAGUUUUGGUUCCAAAGCUUAAGAGAUAAUAUGUGCAUAAUGUUAUUGUUGAAACCGAUUGUUUAAUAUGAGUGGUUUUCCUUCUAGUCCAGUCGUAAUAGUCACGAGGAAGUCUGGUCACUGCAAACUUCAGCUCAUUUCCCUUUGGGUCUAAGGAAAUGUUUUAGUUUCUUUACAGCAUCUUUGUCUUUGUGUACUUUUAUUUUUUUUAAAACAGAGUUGAGUUAGUUUUGUAUUUGAAAAUCUAACAUGCAAAUCUUCCACUAUCUACCUUCUCCAUACUGUUACAUCUUACAGCGUAUUAAUAUCACAACCAAGUUUCAGGGGUUUUCAAAUGUCAACUUUUGUUGAAACUAGCUAUGCUUAUAUUUUCAAGAGGAUGUCAAUUAGCAUUUGUUUAAUGGCACAUCAUUAAAAAGUCAUCUAUUUUCCAGUGCAUGACAGUCACCAUUUGUACAGAGGCGAAGGCACCCUCAGAUUUUGAUGAAUCAUGACAUUGGUUUAUGUGAAAAAUAAAACUAGCACAAUCUGUAUCAUGUAAUCUGACCAAAUAUCCAUUUUCAUAUUGUCGAGCGUUGUGAGUGGUUUUACAGUUUCACCCAUCAACAAUUAAUGUGAAACACAAAAGGGAAAUCUUUUACCUCUGGUUUUUGUAGUAAAUGUAAAUAUUUCAGAGGACAUUUUCUUUUUUUAAUUUUCCUACUUUAUGUUGUAAGGACAGAUGUGUGAGGAUACAAUUGUAUUGGAAAAGUUUUAUUUGUUACAAAUAAAAUGGUAAGAACUUG